GUAUAAAUAGGGGUGGCAGGACCGCGCCGAGCCGCACACAGCCAUCCAUCCCUCCCUCUCCCUCUCUCCCUCGUUCUUCUCUCUAGGCCCCCAUCGCCGCCGCCGGCCUGGGGACACCGACCGCCACCAUGAGUUCCUUCAGCUACGAGCCGUACUACUCGACCUCCUACAAACGGCGCUACGUGGAGACGCCCCGGGUGCACAUCUCCAGCGUGCGCAGCGGCUACAGCACCGCGCGCUCCGCUUACUCCAGCUACUCGGCGCCCGUCUCCUCCUCGCUGUCCGUGCGCCGCAGCUACUCCUCCAGCUCCGGCUCCUUGAUGCCCAGUCUCGAGAACCUCGACCUGAGCCAGGUCGCCGCCAUCAGCAACGACCUCAAGUCCAUCCGCACCCAGGAGAAGGCGCAGCUGCAGGACCUCAACGACCGAUUCGCUAGCUUCAUCGAGCGCGUGCACGAGCUGGAGCAGCAGAACAAGGUCCUGGAAGCUGAGCUGCUGGUGCUGCGCCAGAAGCACUCCGAGCCGUCCCGCUUCCGGGCGCUGUACGAGCAGGAGAUCCGCGACCUGCGCCUGGCGGCGGAAGACGCCACCAACGAGAAGCAGGCGCUCCAGGGCGAGCGCGAGGGGCUGGAGGAGACUCUGCGCAACCUGCAGGCGCGCUACGAGGAGGAGGUGCUGAGCCGCGAGGACGCCGAGGGCCGGCUGAUGGAGGCGCGCAAAGGGGCCGACGAGGCGGCUCUCGCCCGCGCCGAGCUCGAAAAGCGCAUCGACAGCCUGAUGGACGAAAUCACCUUUCUGAAGAAGGUGCACGAAGAGGAGAUCGCCGAGCUGCAGGCGCAGAUCCAGUACGCCCAGAUCUCCGUGGAGAUGGACGUGUCCACCAAGCCCGACCUCUCCGCCGCGCUCAAGGACAUCCGCGCCCAGUAUGAGAAGCUGGCCGCCAAGAACAUGCAGAACGCCGAAGAGUGGUUCAAGAGCCGCUUCACCGUGCUGACCGAGAGCGCCGCCAAGAACACCGAUGCGGUGCGCGCCGCCAAGGACGAGGUGUCCGAGAGCCGCCGCCUGCUCAAGGCCAAGACCCUGGAGAUCGAAGCGUGCCGGGGCAUGAACGAAGCGCUGGAGAAGCAGCUGCAGGAGCUGGAGGACAAGCAGAACGCCGACAUUAGUGCUAUGCAGGACACGAUCAACAAAUUAGAAAAUGAACUGAGAACCACGAAGAGUGAAAUGGCAAGAUACCUGAAGGAAUACCAAGACCUUCUGAAUGUGAAGAUGGCUUUGGACAUUGAGAUUGCAGCUUACAGGAAACUCUUGGAAGGUGAGGAGACCCGGCUCAGUUUCACCAGCGUGGGAAGCAUAACCAGCGGCUACUCCCAGAGCACCCAGGUCUUUGGCCGAUCUGCCUAUGGCGGUUUACAGACCAGCUCCUACUUGAUGUCCGCCCGCUCCUUCCCGUCCUAUUACACCAGCCACGUCCAGGAGGAGCAGAUCGAGGUGGAGGAGACCAUUGAGGCUGCAAAAGCUGAGGAAGCCAAGGAGGAACCUGCCUCCGAAGGAGAAGCUGAGGAGGAGAAGGAGAAGGAAGAGGCUGAGGCCGAGGCGGAGGCUGAGGCUGAGGCUGAGGCCGAGGAAGAGGAGGGCGCCCAAGAGGAAGAAGCUGCCAAGGAGGAAUCUGAGGAGGCAAAGGAGGAAGAAGAGGGAGGUGAAGGCGAAGGGGGAGAAGAAACCAAAGAAGCUGAGGAGGAGGAGAAGAAAGAUGAAGGUGCUGGCGAGGAACAAGCAACCAAGAAGAAAGAUUGAGCCCCACUCCUUCCCUUAAUUAUUCCAGGAAUCAUUCUCCCGAAAUCAGGUCAACCCCAUCACCAACCAACCAGUUGAGUUCCAGAUACUAUAUGAAUUAAGAAGUCAAUAUACGUCUAAUUCUGAGAUGACUUAGGUUGGACAUUAAAUGUGCUACGACUUUUCCUUCCGCAGAGUAUCUGUUUGCUUGCCCAGUGGCUUUCUGGCUUGCUGCCAGCCUGUGCAUGGUCCACGCUUAUGAGUUCAGGAUCUAUGGCGAUGUGAAUAAUUCAGAUGUUUACAAUACAGUAAAAAGCCCACAAGUAAAUGAAUUCACUAAUGUUAAUGUUAAACUUUGUGGAAAAAAUAGUCCUUUGAACCUUUGGUGGUUAGAAAUUAAAGACCUCGAAUUAUGUGCAAUAAAUAGUAAAUAAAGUUACACUGAAUGACAUUUCUUGCUGUGGUGGUUGACUUAAUUCAAGUAUCUUAAUGAGGGAGGGCAUGGAUACAAGACAUAUACAAGUGGACUGUGACCUCCAAAUUUCUUGAAGUCAAAAUUACAACAAUUUCAGUGCAUCCCUGCCCCCCCCGGUAAUUCACAGGAUGGAAUUAGGUCAUGACCAUUCAUGAAAUCUCUCCCCUCAAAAGUUUUACCUCUAAUAAGCCUGAGUAAAUGAGUCGCUCGGGUUCUCUUUCUUUUAUAAAUAGCAAUAUACUUUGCCCCAUAAGUGUAUUAUACAGUGUUGGGAAUGGCUUUUUGGAGGCAGUUCUGAAAUUUUGUGAUAAAUACACCUUUUAUGGUAAACAGGUAACUUUAAUACUAGUAUAGAAAUGCAAAAUGGAUGGGAUAUGAAUUCACCCUAUAACCACAUUUAAAAUAUCUAUUCCAAAUGUCAUGAGCAGAAGUGGAAAGCCAAGCAAAUGAUGUAAUCAGAAGGAAUGUUUUUAUCCAUGUAUAAUUUUGGAUGGAGAAGAGUAAGGAUAUCAAACUGCAUUCGCCUUUAUAAACAUGUUGCCUGCAAUCCUGAGCUCAUGAUUUAGGGUCUUGUUAGCUUAAUUCUGUUGCCUCAAGUAAAUACCCUUUAAUGCCACCUAUUUUAAACUUUUUAAGAACUACAGGUACAGAUAAUGAAAUCGUGAUCAGUCACUGACAGGGGGAUUGUAUAUUUGUAUGUUACAGUGUCAUUGCUCUGCAUGUCUUUCUUGGGAAAUAUUUGGACUUCAAUUAUAGCUCUAACUGGUUGGACAUUGCAUUAGAUACACACCCCGUCCGUCCUCCCUGCUCACUGUAAAGUUACGAAAGCUCUUGCGUUUGCACUUAAUGUGGAAUGUAGAUGAAAUUAUUGGCUACCCGCUGUUCUGCUUCUGUUCUUACACGAUUGCUUUGUCAACUAAUUUUGUUCAAUAUUGAUUGUUUAGACAACUUUCAAAAGUCAUGAAUUUAAUGGGGAAGCAAAGUGGUCUCCAUUUAAAGUUACCUGAUCCAAUCACACUAUAUAUUUCUAGUUAAAUAUCUGUCACCAAAGCAAAUGGGUAAAAUAUUUCUUUACCUGCCAUGAUGCUACAGAUUUGAACUAUGAGGAUUCUGAGUACACUGGCUUCUGUAGAGAUGAGGUGUUACCUCCGAGACUAAGCUUUUCACAUUUAUGUUUGUUCAACAUGGGAUGCUGCACAUGGUAAAUCUCAAACAGAUGCAAAUUACAUGUGAAAAAGUAACUUUAGCCAAAUGGAAACAGCUGGUUGGUUUGAGAAUGACUUGAAGUGAGAGCACUGUACCAUCAUUUAUCCUGUGUGCCAUAAUAAAAAACUGAAAAACCUAAA
Vicugna pacos (alpaca) is the source of this 3596-nucleotide messenger RNA. RefSeq names its product neurofilament light chain (gene NEFL). Gene Ontology annotation, cellular component: intermediate filament; cytoplasm; axon. NCBI's taxonomy places the organism in Eukaryota, Metazoa, Chordata, Mammalia, Artiodactyla, Camelidae. The record is from RefSeq and is a predicted model, not a curated record. Gene Ontology annotation, molecular function: structural constituent of postsynaptic intermediate filament cytoskeleton. Gene Ontology annotation, biological process: neurofilament bundle assembly.